AAUGCCUCCUGUCAUAUAAAAGUUCAGAGAAGUCACAUUUGAAAAUCUGUGCAAAUCAUGCGUCAGAACGACACCACCGCGCGCAUUGCGCACGUCUUCAGGGGGACAUUUGUGCACUCCACACCUCGAGAUGCAGUAGAAAUACUGGAAAGCUCUGUCUUAGGAGUCGACGAUGAGGGGAAGAUUGCAUUUAUUGAAAAAGAUGAACAAUUGGUCAGUCUUUCAAAAUUAUGGGGGUUUGAAACUUCAGACGUAAAACAGCUCGGACAAUAUGAGUUUCUUAUGCCAGGAAUGGUUGAUACACACAUCCAUGCAUCUCAGUAUAGCUAUACUGGCACUGCCUUAGAUCUGCCUCUGUUGGAGUGGCUCAACACUUACACUUUCCCUGUGGAAGCCAAGUAUAAAGACUUGGAUUUUGCCAAUAAUGUCUACACUAAAGUUGUGAGAAGAACCUUAAAGAACGGCACCACCACUGCUUGUUAUUUUGCCACAAUACACACUGAUGCAUCCCUUCUGCUCGGAGAACUCACAGAUAAGUUUGGACAGAGAGCUUUAGUGGGUAAAGUUUGCAUGGACUGCAAUUCUGCAGUUCCACAGUACAAAGAAAGUCCAGCUGAAUGUAAAGCGGAGACAGAUCGUUUCAUCAAAGAGCUUCUCAAAAAGGAGUACCCGAAUGUUAAGCCUGUGGUCACUCCUCGAUUCGCUCCCUCCUGUUCUGCUUCACUACUUAGUGAAUUGGGUGAAAUUGCCAAUAACAACAAGCUUCACAUUCAGAGUCACAUCAGUGAGAACAAAGAGGAAGUGGAGCUUGUGAAGACAUUGUUUCCAGGCUGCAAAUCCUACACUGAUGUUUACCUCAAGCACAAUCUACUUACAGAUAGGACUGUAAUGGCCCACGGGUGUCACCUAACCGAUGAAGAACUGGAGAUCUUUCAUGAAACAGGAUCUGCAAUCUCCCACUGUCCUAACAGUAACAUUUCGAUUUGCAGUGGGAUGCUAAACGUGCGCAAUGUUUUGAAUCACAGAGUGAAAUUGGGUUUGGGGACAGAUGUAGCAGGAGGCUACUCCCCAUCUAUGCUAGAUGCUAUGCGAAGGACUCUGGACACUUCCAAAGCCCUGACCAUCCAGGACCCUCAGCAUCAGACUCUAACCUUUGAAGAGGUUUUCAGAUUGGCUACACUUGGGGGAAGUGAAGCUCUUUCAUUGGAUGAACAGAUUGGAAACUUUGUGGUAGGGAAGGACUUUGAUGCCCUGCGAGUGAAUGUUUGCGUUCCUGAUGGACCGAUCGAUUUGUUUUCUGAUGAAAGCCCCAAGGUCAUUUUGGAGAAGUUUUUAAAUUUAGGUGAUGAUCGAAAUAUUACUGAAGUCUACGUGUCUGGAAGACAGGUGGUUCCAUUUCCAGAUACAUAGUUACUAUCUGAGGUUUUUUUUUUUUUACUACAAAUAUUAUACAUCUACUCAGGACAAACAUUUUCAUAAGUUCACGAUUUGGAUUUUUUUUUUUUUUUUUACAAAGAUAGAGAGAUAUAGAUUUAUAUUAUUCAGUUUAACAUCUUGUAAAUGUCUUGCCUUAGCAAUUUUUAAUUUAAACAUGAAAGAUGAUGUCAUGCUCAAAUAGUAUUCCUUUAUUGUUUAUUAAAUUGUCUUCUAUAUUUACUUGUGUUGAUCAUGGAAAAAAAAUGUGAUUACUAUCAUGUAGUAAUUUAUAUUAAUUUAAUCAUAGACAAAUCCCUACUGACAAUAAAAAUGAUUUAUGAUAUAUUACGUUCAUCCUGAUUUUUAUUUAUGUAUAUUUAUUUGUUUUUGAUUGCCCAUUUCAUGAUAAUACACUGAUGAAGGCGAAGAGCCGAAACAUUUGUCAUCUUAUCUCUGUACCAUGAUUAAAGUGCUUCAGAGUGCA
Molecule: messenger RNA, 1900 nt
Organism: Megalobrama amblycephala (Wuchang bream)
Lineage: Eukaryota; Metazoa; Chordata; Actinopteri; Cypriniformes; Xenocyprididae
Gene: gda
Product: guanine deaminase
Exons: 14
Coding region: 58-1410 (450 amino acids)
Biological process (GO): guanine catabolic process
Cellular component (GO): cytosol
Molecular function (GO): zinc ion binding; guanine deaminase activity
Source: RefSeq, a predicted model, not a curated record